Mangifera indica (mango) is the source of this 1494-nucleotide messenger RNA. RefSeq names its product presenilin-like protein At1g08700. The transcript has 2 exons. NCBI's taxonomy places the organism in Eukaryota, Viridiplantae, Streptophyta, Magnoliopsida, Sapindales, Anacardiaceae. Bases 65 to 1360 code for a protein of 431 amino acids. The record is from RefSeq and is a predicted model, not a curated record. Gene Ontology annotation, molecular function: aspartic endopeptidase activity, intramembrane cleaving. Gene Ontology annotation, biological process: protein processing. Gene Ontology annotation, cellular component: nucleus; membrane.
CGAAAGCAUUUGAAGAAUUCCCACCACACUACCAAAUUUGACCAAAGUCGUAUUAUUUUGGCAAAUGGAGUCAAGCAUUCUGGAGUCAGUGGGUGCUGAGAUCAUCGGAGUUAUGUCUCCGGUGUCUCUUUGCAUGCUUCUUGUUGUUCUUCUAGUUUAUUCCCUCUCUUCUUCCAAUCCCCUUUCUGACCUUCCAAUUCGCACAGCAGCCAAUCUUGUCUACAUCGAAAACCACCAAGAUUCUACUGCCCAGAAGCUCGAAGGCGCUAUCCUUAACGCCUUGGUCUUUGUUGUUCUCACCGCCAUCGUUACAUUCUUGCAUGUCAUUCUUUAUUACUACAAUUUCACCAACUUCUUGAAGAAUUACACGCGCUUCGCCUCCUUCUUCAUCUUGGGUUUAAUGGGUGGUUCGAUAUUUUUGUCCAUAAUUCAGCAUUAUUCAAUACCUGUUGAUUCUAUAACAUUCUUUCUGCUGCUUUUUAAUUUGACUGUUGUGGGGGUGUUGUCGCUGUUUUCGGAUGGGAUGCCCAUUAUGUUGAGGCAAGGGUAUACGGUGUGUUUGGGAAUUAUUGCGGCAGCUUGGUUUACAAAGUUGCCGGAGUGGACUACCUGGGCUGUGUUGGUGGGAUUAGCUGUUUAUGAUUUGGUUGCAGUUUUGGCACCUGGUGGCCCACUUAAGUUGUUGGUGGAGCUGUCCUCGAGCCGGGAUGAGGAACCUCCUGCUUUGCUUUAUGAAGCUCGGCCAACUGUUUCAAGUAGUGGGAGAAAUCGAAGGUUGAGUAUGGAGCUACUGGUUGGUGGGGUUUCAGAUUCUGAGUCUGAGGAGUUGCAAGUUCUGUCUAGGGAAAGUGUGCAUCGAACAGAGAGAGUUGAACAUGACAGAAAUGACGAUGCAGUGGAGAGGCUGCCUUUAGUGUGUCGUUUAAGGGAAGAAUAUGAAUCAAGUAGUGGUUCAUCAUCUGAGUAUUCACCAGUGUUUGUCAGUAGGCAAAAUGAGAUUUCCGUGGAUAAGGAGAUGUCACCUCUUGUUGAUAUGAUGGGGUUGGGGUCACCAACAAGCAGUGGUUGCUCGGAGGAUGGGGUGGCAGUGAGGGGAGGUAUCAAACUUGGUCUUGGAGACUUCGUUUUCUACAGUGUUCUUGCCGGGAGAGCUGCAAUGUAUGAUCUAAUUACAGUAUAUGCUUGUUAUCUUGCAAUUAUUUCUGGACUUGGGUGUACUCUGAUUCUGUUGUCUGUGUGCCGUCAAGCUCUUCCUGCCCUCCCUAUAUCAAUUACAUUGGGUAUCCUAUUUUACUUCUUGACUCGAUUGUUGUUGGAACCUUUUGUUGUCAGUACAGCAACGAACUUGAUGAUGUUUUGAUUCUUAAAACUUUUGAAACCGAUUACAGUGUUUAAAGAAACGGCAGUUUUGUUGGCAUGAGUUCUUUAUACAGAUUGGAAAUUGUUUCUACUUGAUCAAUCUCUCAUUAGUACUCAUGUAAGCUUUUCCUGAUU